Molecule: messenger RNA, 960 nt
Organism: Cryphonectria parasitica EP155
Lineage: Eukaryota; Fungi; Ascomycota; Sordariomycetes; Diaporthales; Cryphonectriaceae
Product: transcription initiation factor IID, TAF10 subunit
Exons: 2
Coding region: 59-697 (212 amino acids)
Biological process (GO): transcription initiation at RNA polymerase II promoter
Cellular component (GO): nucleus; transcription factor TFIID complex; SAGA complex
Molecular function (GO): promoter-specific chromatin binding; RNA polymerase II general transcription initiation factor activity
Source: RefSeq, a predicted model, not a curated record
GUUUCCAACUCUCUCUCUAUCAAUUCCAUCGCGGAACCCCAUCGACUCCACACCGAAGAUGACGUCGCAACCACCUCAAGAGCCAGCAGGCAAGCAGGCAGACGCGGCGCAACCAGAAAACCCAGAACAACAAGCCGCCGCCGCCGACGAGGAGGCGAAAUACGCGCCUCUGGUUGACCCACGCCUGCCGACUCGCAAGGACACUUCGUUAAAGGAGUUUCUCUCCAAGAUCGAUGAAUAUGCGCCCAUCAUUCCCGAAGGCGUAACCAACUACUACAUGACCAAAGCCGGCCUCCCACCCCCGCCUCAGACCGACCCCCGGCUGGCCCACCUCCUCGCCCUCGCCACGCAAAAGUUCGUCGCCGAUAUCGCCGCCGACGCCUACCAGUACAGCCGCAUCCGCGCGUCCAACUCGUCGGCCGCCAACAACCCGAUGGGUAACCUGGGCGUGGCGGCGGGGAUCCCAAUCCCAGGCCAGGCGGGCGGCGCACCUGGGAUGGCGGGCGCGGGCGGCGCGGGCGGCAAGGCUUCGCAGGGUGGUGCGGCGGGACAGGCGCUUCUGGGUAUCCAGCGGCCGGGGUACGGUGGUGGGGGUCAGGGCGGGAGCCAGAACCGGACGGUGCUUACGAUGGAGGAUCUUGGCAUGGCGGUUGGGGAGUAUGGAGUGAAUGUUAAGAGGAGCGAGUUCUAUCGGUAGAGCGAGACAGAGAGAGCGGGUUGUGGGGAUGCGUCAGGAUGGGUCGGUAUCGAGGGCUCUUGGCUGCCUGGGCCACCUGUCGACCGUCUUUCGUUUUCUGGUGCGUUGGGCCGUGGUCAAGAAGCCUACUUAAGUAGGCAAAACGGCUCCUUACUACGCGGGAUGAGUUGACUUCAUUUAGGCGUUUUUGGGUCGGGACAAGGGACGGGCGUUUAGGGGAUACGUUUGCUUCACAUGGAUAAAUGAACAAGGUGCAUACUGUC